CUCUGGCCCUGGGGGUGUCCCAGGCCACCCACCCUGACCACCACGUCCUCCCUGACCACCGUGUCUCCUCUGAAACUGGAGCUGUCUUCGUCCAUGAGCUGGAGAGGGAGCUGUUCCAGGAGGCAUUCCUUGCUGGGAGCGAGGAGGAUGAUGAAGGCCCCAUCACCUUCCAAGCCCACCUGCAGGCCCACCCUGACCUACCACGGUGGCUGAGGUACAUCCAACGCGAUCCCCUCCAGCCUGGCUACCUGUAUGGCUGCCCCCAGCCUGGCUACCUGUACGGCUGCCCCACGGCCACCGAGGUGGGCACCCACAUCAUCGAGGUGUUGGCGUACAACCGUCACACCUACGCCACGGUGUCCCAGCGCCUCAUCAUCGCCGUCGUCCCUGCUCCAGGUGGGGACCCCCCAUACCAGGGUGAGUUCCUGGUGGGGAACAGGAACGUGGAGGAGCUGCUGCCAGAGGUUGUGCAGGAGAUGUUCCUCCAGGCCUCGGCUGGGGUCUGGGAGAGGAGUGACCUCCACAUCAUCAACAUCACCUCUGCCCUGGACAGGGGUGGCCGCGUCCCACUGCCCAUCGAGGGGCGCAAGGAGGGGGUGUACGUGAAGGUGGGCUCCCACAGCCCCUUCUCUCCAUGCAUGGU
Acanthisitta chloris (rifleman) is the source of this 643-nucleotide messenger RNA. Its product is annotated as alpha-sarcoglycan-like. The transcript is spliced from 5 exons. The annotation marks the transcript as partial. The record is from RefSeq and is a predicted model, not a curated record. Gene Ontology annotation, cellular component: membrane; sarcoglycan complex. NCBI's taxonomy places the organism in Eukaryota, Metazoa, Chordata, Aves, Passeriformes, Acanthisittidae. Gene Ontology annotation, molecular function: calcium ion binding.